GGGUUGGGGGUCACAGACAGAUGGGCGCAGGGGCCUACACUGAGUUUCACUUUGGGGGAUUAAGGUGGGGUGGGACAAUAAAGACUGUACCCAGACCAUUCCAGACUGAGCAGGGGUGCAACAAGAUCAAGUUAGACACAUGCUGUAUGUCUGAUUAUACAGUGAUUGAGGGCCACAGAUCUAGAAUUCCCAUCAGGAUCUGAAAGGUAGAGAGCCACUACUGUAAGGGCUGAUCCUGGCAGGGACCCCCUCUUAGUUUUGUGUCCCCCAGGGCCUGGCACAGCCCUUAUGAAAGGGUUGGUGAAUGAAUGACGGGCUGAAUGAGUGAGUGAGUCUUGACUUAUAGGUCUCCUACUGUGGCAGGUGUGGAAGGAUCUGGGGGCCGAUCCAGGAUUGGUAGGACCCUGUCCUUCUUGGCCUUUGUGUCGUGAGCCAGCUGUUUCCUCAUUAGGAAACUGGAGCUGGUAAUGUGCCCUUCCUGCCUCCCAGGGCUGUUUUGAAUCUCGGGUAAGGCAAGCAAUGUGAAAUACCAUCUCACCCAGACGUUAUUACUUUCACUUUUUUCAAUGCGUAGAAAUACAGAUUCUUUGCAGAAAUAUUAGAAAUGUAGAAAAGCCAAAAGAAAUCACCCCAAAUCUCACAACUUAGGAAUCGUCAUUGCAUAUACUUUGAUGGAGCUCUUUCCAUAUAUCUUACUCAUAUAUAAUCUGUUAUGUUACUGUCAUUAAUGAGAUCACAGAGAGACAUUCCCUGGCCGACCUUCUGGGGCUUCAAGGGUGGCUGGAGAAAGGACUCACUGAGGAACAACUCUCAUGGCUUGACAUUGGGAGACCUGCAGCCGGACUGGACCUUUGAGGAAAUACCCAAAGACCCCAGGCAUCUAGGGCGCCAGCAAAGACCUGCCUCCAGGCCUGGCCCAGCAGCAUCUGCCAGAGGAAGAAGCUGGGAACACUCUGAAGAGUUACCUAGAAGCACCUUCAACUAUGAUUUUGAAGCAUCCUCUGGGCUCCAGCCCCCAAAUCAGGUGCCCAGGCACCGAGAGAAAGUAGACAAUGUUUGGACAGAAGACUCCUGGAACCAGUUUGUGCAGGAACUAGAGAGUGGGAAGAGGCCCAAGAAACCGCUGGUGGAUGAGCCUGUUGAGAAGCCCUCCCAGCCCAUCGAGGUCCUGCUGGAGAGAGAGCUGGCCAAGCUGAGCGCAGAGCUGGACAAGGACUUGCGGGCGAUCGAGACCCGGUUGCCGUCCACCAAGAGCUCGAAGGUGCCCAGACGGGCCCCGGAGCAGCGCCCCCGGGCCCCGGAGCAGCGCCCGCCGGCCCACCCAGCCUCAGCCUGGAGCCCCAGUUCUCCACACACACCUUACCUGGGUUCUUCCUGGUCCCCGAGCCCCGGCAGAAUGGCAGAUGCAGGAAGCCCCUUCCUAGGUCGCAGGGACUUUGUCUACCCUUCCUCCACCCAAGACCCCAGUGCUUCUGAACAAGGGGGCAGCCCAGCUAGGAAGGAAGAGAAGAAGAGGAAGGCAGCUCGGCUCAAGUUUGACUUCCAGGCACAGUCCCCCAAGGAACUGACUCUGCAGAAGGGUGACAUCGUUUACAUCCAUAAGGAGGUGGAUAGAAACUGGCUGGAGGGGGAGCACCAUGGUCGACUGGGCAUCUUCCCUGCUAAUUAUGUGGAGCUGCUGCCUGCAGAUGAGAUUCCCAAGCCCAUCAAGCCCCCAACCUACCAGGUGGUGGAUUACGGAGAAGCCUUAGCCCUGUACACCUUCAAGGGGGACCUGGACGUGGAGCUGUCCUUCCGCAAGGGGGAGCGCCUCUGCCUGAUCCGCAAGGUGAAUGAAAACUGGUACGAGGGGCGCAUCCCGGGCACAGGGCGCCAGGGUAUAUUCCCCGCCAGCUACGUGCAGGUGUGUCGUGAGCCCCGGCUGCGGGUCUGUGACGAUGGCCCCCAGCUCCCUGCAUCUCCACGCCUGAUCACUGCCACCCGUAUGGCCCGUUGCCCCAGCUCCCCUACAGUGCCACGCAGCCCAGCUGACCCCACUGACUGGGGAGGCCGGACCUCACCUCGUCGCACCGGCUUCUCCUACCCUGUCCAGGAGCCCAGACCCCAGAACCAGGUUCCUCCUGUGAACCCUCAGAAUAUUAGAACCCUAGACCCAGCUCUGUCCCACCCUCGAGGCACCAGCCAUCCCCUGGAUGUGGGGGCCUCCUCCACUAACACCUCUCAGAUACACUGGACCCCGUAUCGGGCGAUGUACCAGUACAGGCCCCAGAAUGAGGAUGAGCUGGAGCUGCGGGAGGGGGACCGGGUGGAUGUCAUGCAGCAGUGUGAUGAUGGCUGGUUCGUGGGUGUCUCCCGGAGGACCCAGAGAUUUGGAACGUUCCCUGGAAAUUACGUUGCCCCGGUGUGAGUGGUCACUGUGGCAACUCGGAGCCAGCCAGGAUGGGGUGGGAGCAGUAGCACUUAUGGAGAGGAGAGCUGACCGCCCCCAUCCUCCUUCCCCAGGA
Messenger RNA from Nycticebus coucang (slow loris), 2504 nucleotides. It is a transcript of the gene SORBS3, whose product is annotated as sorbin and SH3 domain containing 3. The transcript has 17 exons. Gene Ontology annotation, molecular function: protein binding. NCBI's taxonomy places the organism in Eukaryota, Metazoa, Chordata, Mammalia, Primates, Lorisidae. The coding region runs from base 713 to 2407 and encodes 564 amino acids. The record is from RefSeq and is a predicted model, not a curated record.